GAAUAUCAACGGUUCAAAGAGGAAGAGAAGCAACUCUGCAUCAGUCAGAAUGAAGAGCAGCUUGUGCUGAAACAGGAGACUGACGACAUGUUGGUGAAUAAGCGGCAUAAAAGCAAAACUAACAAUUCAAAACAAAAAAGGCACAAGAAAGCUCACCCAGACCAAAUAUUAUAUUCCUGUAAAAUUUGCGAUAAAACUUUUUCUCGAAACAGUUCUGUGACUACACACAUGAGAAUUCACACGGGUCAGAAACCUUUCACAUGUCCCACCUGUGGAAAAAGUUACCAUUACAUGAGAAGUUUAAUUUGUCACUUGAGAACUCAUGGAGGUGAACAAUGGUUCACAUGUUCAAUCUGUGGAAAACAUUACCAUGCAAAGGACACUUUAAAGAAUCACAUGAGGAUUCAUGUGGGUGAGGAGCUUUACUCAUGUACGAGCUGUGGAAAAACGCUUUUCUCUAAAAAGGGUUUAACUGAUCACAUGAAGACUCACACAGAUCUGUGUAAAGAGGAGGAGGUUCUCAAUGAGACCAGCAACCAGAUGGAAAAUGCCACUUUAUAUCAAGAGGAACCAGAACCUGUGCAGAUAAAACAGGAGCAAGAAGAACCAGAACAUCAACAGUUCAAAGAGGAAGAGAAGCAACUCAGCAUCAGUCCGGAUGAAGAGCAGCUUGUGCUGAAACAAGAGACUGAUGACAUUUUGAUGAUUCCUCCUAAUGUGCAAAGAAUCCACAAUGAAACAGAACCACAGAGGAACCAACUCAUCUCUCAUGGCUCUGCUGAGGAUGAGAGCCAGGAUGAAGGAAGUAAUUCUGAAGACCCAGGAAAAAAGAGAAAGGAAGAACAAAAUCAAAAUGAGAAACAUCAGAAAACGAAAAGGCAGAAAAAUACAACUGACAGUUUGAAACUAAAAAGGCACAAGAAAGCUCACCCAGACCAAAAAUUCUAUUCUUGUAAAAUUUGCAAUAAGACCUUUUCUAGAAACAGUUCUGUGACAAGACACAUGAGAAUUCACACGAGUGAGAAACCUUUCUCAUGUCCCACUUGUGGAAAGCGUUACCAUUACAAGAAAGGUUUAAUUUGUCACUUGAGAAAUCACACAGGUGAAAAACAGUUCACAUGUUCAAUGUGUGGAAAACAAUAUUGUUCAAAGGACACUUUAAAGAGACACAUGAAAAUUCAUGUUGGUGACCAGCCUUACCAGUGUACAAUCUGUAAGAAAAGGUUUACUAGUAAAAAUGGUUUUACUGAUCACAUGCAGACUCACAUGGGUGAGAAGCCACAUUCAUGUGUGACCUGUGGAAAACAUUUUAUUUACAAAAGUUAUUUAAAUCAUCACAUGAGGAUUCACACAGGUGAGAAGCCUUUUUCAUGUACACGUUGUAGAAAAACAUUCAGUCAAAAAGGAGCUUUAACUUGGCACAUGAGAAUUCACACAGGUGAGAAGCCUUUUUCAUGCACGAGCUGUGAACAAAGGUUCACCAGGAAAGGCAAUUUAGCUCUUCACAUGAGGUCUCACACAGGUGAGAAGCCUUAUACGUGUGUGACCUGUGGAAAACAUUUUGGUUACAAAUGUUAUUUAAAUCUUCACAUGAGGAUUCACACGGGUGAGAAGCCUUUUUCAUGUGUGACCUGUGGAAAAGGUUUCUCUCAAAAAUCUAAUCUUUCUGCACACGUUCGAGCUCACACAGGUGAGAAACCUUUUCCUUGUGUGAUUUGUGGGAGACAUUUCCGGUUUAAAUCUAAUUUACUUUUUCAUAUGAAAACUCACACAGGUGAGAGUCCUUUCUCUUGUGUAACGUGUGGAAAAAGUUUCACUCGGAUAAGCAAUUUCACUGUUCAUAUGAGAGAGCACAGAGCACAUGAUGGCAUAAUUUGAACCUCAAGUAUCAAUAUUCUCAGUAAUUUGCUGUUUGAAAGCGCAGCAAUUAUAGCUGGGUGACAUUUUGUAAAUGUACCAGCUUUGUAAAA
Molecule: messenger RNA, 1970 nt
Organism: Poecilia latipinna (sailfin molly)
Lineage: Eukaryota; Metazoa; Chordata; Actinopteri; Cyprinodontiformes; Poeciliidae
Product: gastrula zinc finger protein XlCGF57.1-like
Exons: 2
Coding region: 88-1878 (596 amino acids)
Biological process (GO): regulation of transcription by RNA polymerase II
Molecular function (GO): DNA-binding transcription factor activity, RNA polymerase II-specific; RNA polymerase II cis-regulatory region sequence-specific DNA binding
Source: RefSeq, a predicted model, not a curated record